Messenger RNA from Triticum urartu, 1671 nucleotides. The record is from RefSeq and is a predicted model, not a curated record. NCBI's taxonomy places the organism in Eukaryota, Viridiplantae, Streptophyta, Magnoliopsida, Poales, Poaceae.
AUGGAGAAGCUGGGAAUGAACCCCGUCAACUCGUGCCCGCUCACGCCGCUGGGGUUUCUUGAGCGCGCGGCCACCGGGUUCGGCGAGUGCCGGUCCGUCGUCUACCACGACGUCGUCUGGACCUGGAGACAGACCUUCCGGCGCUGCCUCCGCCUCGCCUCCGCCCUCGUGUCGCUCGGCGCCUCCCGCGGCGACGUGGUCUCGGCGCUCCUCCCCAACGUGCCGGCCAUGUACGAGAUGCACUUCGGCGUGCCCAUGAGCGGCGCCGUGCUCAACACCAUCAACACGAGCCUCGACGCGCCCACGGUGGCCGUCCUGCUCGCCCACUCCGGCGCCAAGAUCAUCUUCGCCGACCCGGCGUUCCUGUCGCUCCUCGCCGACGCGCUCCGCCUUCUGCCGCCAGGGGGCCAACCUGCGCCGCGUGUCAUCCUCGACGAGGCGGACGGAGGUCUGGAUCUUACGACGUCCGAUGAGGAGUUGGCAGCACUCACAACGUACGAGAUGCUUCUCGAGAAGGGAGACCCGGAGUUCGCCUGGGUCCGGCCGGCGACCGAGUGGGAUCCCAUGAUCCUCAACUACACCUCCGGCACGACGUCGGCGCCCAAAGGUGUGGUCAACUGCCACCGCGGGAUUUUCUUGAUCACCGUCAACUCGCUCAUUGACUGGGCGGUGCCCGCUCGACCGACGUUCCUGUGGACGCUGCCCAUGUUCCACGCCAACGGGUCGAGCUUCCCCUGGGGGAUGGCCAUGGUUGGCGGCACCAACGUCUGCCUCCGCCGCGUCGACGCCGCCGAGGUCUACGCCGCCAUCUCUCGCCACGACGUCACCCACCUCUGCGCGUCGCCGAUGGUGCUCAACGUGCUGGCCAACGCACCCGAGGGCGUGCGGAGGCUCCCAGCAGCAGGGAAGGUGCGAGUCCUGACGGGCGGCGCGCAGCUGCCGGUCGCCGUGCUGGAGCUGGCUGAGGCCGUCGGCUUCCAGGUCAGCCACGGGUACGGGCUGAGCGAGACCGGGGGGCUGGUGGUGUCGUGCGUGUGGAAAGAGGAGUGGAACAAGCUGCCGGCGCCCGAGCGAGCGCGGCUCAAGACGAGGCAGGGCGUGCGCACGCCGGUGAUGGCCGAGGUGGACAUCCUCGACAGCGAAACGGGCCGCAGCGUGCCCCGCGACGGAUCCACGAUGGGCGAGAUCGUGCUCCGCGGCAGCUGCGUCAUGCUGGGGUACCUCAACGACGACAAGGCGACCGAGGCGGCAAUCCGAGACGACGGGUGGUUCCACACGGGGGACAUUGGGGUCAUGCACCAGGACGGCUACCUGGAGAUCCGCGACCGCUCCAAGGACGUGAUCGUGAGCGGCGAGGACAGCAUCAACAGCAUGGAUGUGGAGUCGGCGCUGUACGGCCACCCGGCGGUGAACGAGGCGGCGGUCGUGGCCUGGCCGGACGAGGUCUCGGGGGAGGCACCAUGUGCGUUCAUGAGCCUCAAGGAAGCUUGCACCGUCACCGCGGACGAGCUGAUCGCGUGGAGCCGGGGGCGCAUGCCGGACUUCAUGGUGCCAAAGACCGUCGUUUUCCGUGCCGAGCUGCCCAAGACGUCCACCGGGAAGAUGAAGAAGUACGUGCUCCGCGACCUCGCCAUCGGGAUGGGACCCACUCGCGGCAGCUCGGAGAUGUAG